Messenger RNA from Brienomyrus brachyistius, 1125 nucleotides. RefSeq names its product methyltransferase like 26 (gene mettl26). Lineage: Eukaryota; Metazoa; Chordata; Actinopteri; Osteoglossiformes; Mormyridae. The record is from RefSeq and is a predicted model, not a curated record. Bases 169 to 789 code for a protein of 206 amino acids. The transcript is spliced from 6 exons.
UAAGCCAUCGCGAAUUUCUUACGACUUCCGGGGAACGAAAACAAUAACAAAAACACUAGCACAUUAAGCGGGGAGUUGGUCACACGGUGGGACCUUGCAGUGCCCUGAACUUGGCGCUCCUGUGAGAGCCUCGGCGCGUGGCAAAGGCUCCCUCUGAGCACGUGCAGGAUGUUGUGUGCGGCGGCCGCCGAGAGGAACAAGGAGCCCAUUCUCACGGUGCUCCGGAGCUGUGUGGACCCGCACAGGAAGCUCCGUGCGCUGGAGGUGUCGUCGGGCUCCGGCCAGCAUGUGAUGCACUUUGCUCAGGCACUGAGGAAUGUCACAUGGCAGCCAUCCGACAUAGACCAGCGGUCGAUAGUCAGUAUAGAAGCAUACAGAGAUCUUCUGCAACUGGACAAUGUGAAGCCCCCAAUUCAGCUGGAUGCCUCCCAAGGCUGGGAGUAUUGGGGUGGCAUACAGCCUGAAUCGUAUCACCUUAUCGUCAACAUCAACAUGAUGCACAUAUCCCCGCUGUGCUGCACCGAGGGUUUGUUCAAUGCUGCUGGGAAGAUUCUGAAAGCACAUGGCCUGCUCAUCACAUAUGGGCCUUACGCCGUGAACGGACUGAUCACACCAGAAAGCAAUGUCCAAUUUGAUCAGAGUCUGAAGCAGAGGAACCUUGAGUGGGGUCUGAGGGACAUCUCCCUGUUGAGUUCCCUGGCAGAGAUGAAUGGCAUGUUCCUGGAGAAAGUGGUGGACAUGCCAGCUAAUAAUAAGUGCCUGUUGUUCCGGAAGGAAAGCCUGGUCUGAUGGUGGCUUCACUGCAAGCAGUUCCAACAGCUCCUUUUUUUUUUCUUCGCUAAAUCAGUCUGUCGACACAUCAGAACAGGUCAUUCAAGGUGGCCAGAGUAGUCUUCAUUUACUGCUGAAUGUACUUGACAUUCCUAGAACCUCUUGGUUUAUACCUAGAACCUCCGCCUAUCUAUGAUUAUUAUUAAAAUGACCACCUCAUCAGAGAAUGUGAAACGCACACAUAAAAAAUAAUGCAUAGGGUUUUGUGAACUGGAUUUCUUUGCGAUGUUAUUGAAUAAAUUCUGUUGUGAAUGUGAUUGCUGAUGCUAAAUAAAGGCUAUAUGUGGAAAACAA